Molecule: messenger RNA, 1819 nt
Organism: Synchiropus splendidus (mandarinfish)
Lineage: Eukaryota; Metazoa; Chordata; Actinopteri; Syngnathiformes; Callionymidae
Product: equilibrative nucleobase transporter 1-like
Exons: 12
Coding region: 1-1485 (494 amino acids)
Biological process (GO): transmembrane transport
Molecular function (GO): transmembrane transporter activity
Source: RefSeq, a predicted model, not a curated record
AUGCAGUCAGACAUGCCUGGCUGUGAGAUGGACCUGAAGCUGCGCUACAGACUGACCCUGGUGUCAGGGAUGGUGGAGUGUCUUUGCUUUGCAGGAGUCGUGUUUGGUUACGCAUCGCUGGUGUUUGUUUUGAAGGAGGAAGGAUACUUCAGGCAGCAGUGUGACACUGCUGUGAAUGCUUCAGACUGCACCCAGCAGGAUGAGAAGUUCUCUCUGGUUUUUACUGUCGCAUCUUUUCUCAACAACUUCCUCACGUUGUUCAAUGGCUACGUUUUCGAUCGCUUCGGCACCUUGGUGACCAGGCUGCUGGGAAUAUCUCUCUACACCACUGGUACUCUCCUCAUUUCAUUCUCCUCUGCAGGCAUUUCAGAGGUGUUAUUUCCUGCUCUCUCCUGCAUUGCUGUGGGAGGAAUGUUGCUGCUUCUGAGCAACAUGCAGGUGGGAAACCUGUUUGCUGCUCACCGCUCUACCAUCAUCACCCUCUACAACGGCGCAUUUGAUUCCUCAGCUGCUAUUUUUCUCAUCCUCAAGGUUCUGCAUGAACAUGGAGUCCCUCUUUACUCCUCCUUCCAUGUUCUGUCUGUCUGUUCUGUGGUUCACCUGGUUCGCACCUUCCUGCUGCUGCCCCGAACCCGAAUCCCCUAUCCACUGCCUCAGAGCUACAGCUACGGAGUGACCUGUGCCAAAUCGGACUCGUACAAUGUGGAGCAUCUGGGGACUGAGAAGGAUGCAGUGACCACAGCUCUACAGUCUAGAGAGGCAGAAGCUGAGGAGGAGGUGAUGAUCAAAGACACAUUAAACGUGAGAAGCUUCUGGAGUUGUGUGCUUUCCUGGCUCUUUGCAAGACACUUGGUGUGGCUGUCCAUCAUGCAGCUGAGACACUACCUCUUCAUCGGCACGCUGAACCCCAUGCUAAACCGCCUCGGUGGAAAUGACCCGGACCUUGUGAGCCAGUACACCAACGCUUUUGCCAUCACGCAACUGUGUGGGGUUCUCUGUGCACCGUGGAAUGGUCUCAUCAUGGACCGACAUAAGGACAAACCUUUGGCUCCAGGAGACACAGAGCAGGAGGCCGAUCUGCGCUCCUCCAGCCUCUCGCUGCUGCUCACUGCUGUGCAGUGCCUGCUCUUCUCGGUGUGCGCCUCCAUCCCCCUUUUGAAACUCCAGUACAUCACCUUCAUCCUGCAGGUGCUCAAUCGCUCCUUCCUCUAUGGUGGAAACGCAGCCUUCAUCAGUGUUGCUUUUCCAGCAAACCACUUUGGGAAGCUGUACGGCCUCGUGAUGUCCAUGUCAGCAGUCUUCUCUCUGCUGCAGUAUCCCUGUUUCGCACUCAUCAAAGGGCCACUGGGCGGAGACCCCCUUAUUGUCGAUGUCACGCUGACGCUGCUCACUCUGGUCGUCUUCAUUCAUCCCAUCUGCGUCUUCUUCCACUGCAGACAGGGUCACUGCCAAAGGGAUGCCAGCCAGGCCAAAGAUACAGCCUGAACAUUCCAUCAUACACAUAUAAGCCUGUUAGAUGGAAGUGUCAUCUUUUGCAGGUGCCCUUUCAGGGAUAGCUGAUUUGCCCACCUGUUUAUCUCACUUUAUUCCCACCCUCCAGCUGCCUUGAUUUCUAUCUUCAUUGUCUACACCUCCAUUCUUCAGCCUGUCGGUCUACCUACUGUAUGUGCACCUCCAGCCCUCCAUCCACCACCAGCCUUGCUGUCGCUAUGACUAUUACUCGACCUGUAAUUCACAACUGUUUAUCAGUUACUCUCACUGUAACGACAUCCCGCUGUUGUACUCAUCCCACAAUGUCUCCACUGAUUUACAAGUAGGA